Molecule: messenger RNA, 1718 nt
Organism: Rosa chinensis
Lineage: Eukaryota; Viridiplantae; Streptophyta; Magnoliopsida; Rosales; Rosaceae
Product: ammonium transporter 2
Exons: 3
Coding region: 113-1570 (485 amino acids)
Biological process (GO): ammonium transmembrane transport
Cellular component (GO): plasma membrane
Molecular function (GO): ammonium channel activity
Source: RefSeq, a predicted model, not a curated record
CAGAUAGUGUUUCCAACCUCAUCAAUGACCAACCCAACUACAUAUAUACACAGAAGGUUCACAAUAUACACAGAAGCUUCACAAACUACUUCUUCUUCUCAUAGUUUCGACCAUGGCGACCACUACUAGUUUUGCCUACAGUGCAGUCUCCCCGGCAGUCCCAGAGUGGCUAAACAAAGGCGAUAACGCCUGGCAGCUCACCGCAGCCACAUUGGUUGGGCUGCAGAGCAUGCCGGGCCUCAUCAUCCUCUACGCCAGCAUAGUCAAGAAGAAAUGGGCCGUCAACUCAGCCUUCAUGGCCCUCUACGCCUUCGCCGCCGUCCUAAUUUGUUGGGUGCUCGUCGGCUACCGCAUGGCCUUUGGAGACCAGCUCCUUCCAUUUUGGGGUAAGGGAGCUCCUGCCCUUGGACAGAGAUUUCUGAUCCACCGAGCCAAGGUGCCCGAAAGCAAGCAUUUAUCGAGCCCGACGGUAGAGCCGUUUUACCCGAUGGCGACGCUUGUGUACUUUCAGUUCACUUUUGCUGCCAUCACGUUGAUUUUGUUAGCUGGGUCGGUUCUUGGGCGCAUGAAUAUUAAGGCUUGGAUGGCUUUUGUCCCUCUUUGGCUCAUCUUUUCUUACACUGUUGGGGCCUUUAGUCUCUGGGGUGGAGGGUUCCUCUAUCAUUGGGGUGUCAUUGACUACUCCGGUGGUUAUGUUAUCCACCUCUCCUCAGGCAUCGCGGGUUUCACGGCGGCUUAUUGGGUUGGUCCAAGGUUGAAGAGUGAUAGGGAGAGGUUUCCCCCAAACAACGUUUUGCUUAUGCUCGCCGGAGCCGGGCUACUGUGGAUGGGGUGGUCGGGUUUCAACGGUGGAGCACCAUAUGCUGCAAACAUCAACGCUUCAAUUGCGGUGUUGAACACAAACAUAUGUGCUGCCACGAGCCUUCUCGUCUGGACUUCUCUAGAUGUCAUGUUCUUUGGAAAGCCAUCGGUGAUCGGAGCCGUUCAAGGAAUGAUGACGGGACUUGUGUGCAUUACGCCAGGAGCAGGAUUGGUGCAAUCGUGGGCGGCUAUAGUGAUGGGAAUUGCUUCUGGAAGCAUUCCAUGGGUGUCCAUGAUGGUUCUUCACAAAAAGUCUUCCCUAUUACAAAAGGUAGACGACACCCUAGGCGCAUUUCAUACACACGCAGUGGCCGGACUCCUGGGGGGACUCCUCACCGGACUCUUUGCCGAGCCAGCUCUCUGCAGGCUCAUAUUGCCAGUUGGCAACAGCCGCGGUGCCUUCUACGGUGGAAAUGGCGGGGUCCAAUUCCUGAAACAAAUUGUGGCAGCCCUGUUUGUGAUUGCUUGGAACAUAGUCUCAACCACAAUUAUUCUUCUGGGUAUAAGAUGCUUCAUACCUUUGAGAAUGCCUGAUGAAGAGCUUAUGAUUGGAGACGAUGCAGUUCAUGGAGAAGAGGCAUAUGCUCUUUGGGGUGAUGGAGAGAAAUAUGACCCAACAAAGCAUGGUUGGAAUACAUCUGUGUAUGGUGAAGAAAUGGCACCGUCUCCAUAUAUCAAUGGGGCUAGAGGUGUCACCAUUAAUUUGUAAGCCAAUAUGUGAUCAAAGGAGGCUUCUUCUUUCCAUGAUCACAUAUCAAUAUGUCCGUGUAAGUAGAAAUUUUGGAUAUGCUGGUGAAAUGCAGUGUUAUGGUGUACAUUGUAUCUAGCUAAUUAAUUUUAACUGUACUUCUAGUCUA